This is a messenger RNA of Triplophysa rosa, 1968 nucleotides long. It is a transcript of the gene cd40, whose product is annotated as CD40 molecule, TNF receptor superfamily member 5. Gene Ontology annotation, biological process: TRIF-dependent toll-like receptor signaling pathway; defense response to protozoan; positive regulation of interleukin-12 production. Gene Ontology annotation, cellular component: external side of plasma membrane; CD40 receptor complex. The record is from RefSeq and is a predicted model, not a curated record. Gene Ontology annotation, molecular function: CD154 receptor binding; antigen binding. The transcript has 9 exons. NCBI's taxonomy places the organism in Eukaryota, Metazoa, Chordata, Actinopteri, Cypriniformes, Nemacheilidae. The coding region runs from base 109 to 1020 and encodes 303 amino acids.
CCCUUUCAGUCCAUUGGUUUAAGAGCUGCACAGACGCUGUAUUGUUGUCUUGUGUUUGUGAGGAAUAAACUGCCAUUUCCUAGGAUCUGUCUCAACAGAUAUACCAUCAUGAGAGCAUUUUACACCCUUUGUCUUGUGGUUACUCUGUUUUACCUUGUAUCAUCUUGUGAAUUGCAAACACAUUAUUGGGAGGAUGGCAAAUGCUGCAAGAUGUGUGGACCAGGUAAGAGGAUGUUGAGAAGUGUUAACUGUGAGGACCCAAUCUGUCCGUUCUGUGAUGAAGGAGAGUAUCAGAGCGGAUACACAAGUGAGACCAGAUGCAAGCUCCAGCCCAGCUGUGACACCAAUUUAAAUUUUCUGCCACAAACAAAACCCAUUCCCAAGGACAGACUCAGUAAAUGCCAAUGCAAACCUGGAUACUACUGUACAGAAGACGACGACUGCAGCACUUGUAGGAAACACAAAAUCUGCAAGGCAGGAGAGAAAAUCCUCAAAAAUGGUACAUCAGUUAGUAAUACUGUAUGUGAAGCUUGUAAAAGUGGAACAUUUAGCAUCAGUGAUUCAUCCAACAUCUGCAAGGAAUGGACAACAUGUGAGCCUGGGUAUGACGAAAAAACUCAAGGCAGUUUAAGGUCAGACAGGAUCUGUGAGAAGGGUACUCCCUCUGACAGAGGUGCCAUUGUGGGCGGAGUUAUAGGCAUUCUGUUGCUGCUUCUUGCAGGCGUUGGCGUUGUGAUUUUCAUUAAAAAGCGGCCAUUUGAAUGGAAAAAGUGUGUGCUAUGUUUUCAGAUCCCGAAAGAGGCUGUAAGGGGCACAAGGUUAAAUCUAAACCGAGAGAAUCAACCCAUUAUAGAUCCUGCAUUCAUUCAACAGCCACAGGAAGAUGUGGAAGACACCUCCCCUGUCAGUCCCACAAGUAACAUUACAGAAAAUGGAAAUUUUGUGACACAAGAGGAAGGCAAACACUCGAUCUGUCCGAGUACAGAAACGCAACGAUUUUCAGAGAGCUCGAGCCUCUAAAAUCUGCUCCUAGCAUGUGACAAUCAUCAAUGUAAAGAGCAUUACAUAUAAACCACUGCUUUACUCGAAACAUCCUCAAAGCGUAGUACAAACCUGCAUGUCACAAUAUGCACUAAUGUUGUCAUCGCUUCGUUUUUAAUUAUUAAGGUUAACGCUGUGUUUCUGUAGCUUAACUGGGCAUGUCACGUCACCUAAAACACCAAGGUUGUGAUUUCAAAACCAAGAACCACACUUUGAAUGUAUAUCUUGAAUGCCCUGCGAGUUGUUUUGUAUAAAUGAGCAUAAAUGUAAGAUGCGAGUGACACUAGUUGAAUCAAGUUGUAAUAGAGAUGGCCAGAGGUUUUAGCCAUUGAAACUAAUAUACACAAAAACAAGAAGAAAUUCUACAUGAGCAUUUAUGAAAGUGGCUGCGCACAUGACAAUGAUAACAUCAGUUAUCAGCCAGACGGGGAUGGCGACAACAUCAAUGUGAUGAAACAAACCACACAAAACAAUUCCACGUGAAUCCCCAAGCUUUUGUUUUUACGUAGUACAUGGUAUUUUGUAGUUAGGAUGGCACACUUGAAAUUGCAACUGUUUCAAAUGUUGGUUUGUGUUUGUUUGUAACCAUUUGUUUGUUGUACAAUAGAUAUCUAAUUUGUUGUCUGCUGUUAUAACUGUUCGAUAUAAGUUUUGUAAAUAUUUUUGCGUGUAUUUUUAUCAUUGUGAUUUAUUUGUUAAAAGACCACACUUGCGUUGUUUUUUGGUCAGAAUUCGCAGGGGAAACGAUAUUUCUUAUUAAAUUCAUGACGAGGUGUAUGAAAACCUUUGAGCAUGUUUUUUUGUGACUAACUAUUGAGAUACUCUGACUGUCCACAUGAGGUUGCUGUUUCCAUAUUGGAGAUGUAUUAUCAUAAUAAAUGCCCAGCUGGAGCCAGAUUAUGGCAUUCACCUGCUGAAUACAUCAAA